GGCAAAGGGAUGAAUUCCUACUUCACUAACCCUUCCUUAUCCUGCCACCUCGCCGGGGGCCAGGACGUCCUCCCCAACGUCGCCCUCAAUUCCACCGCCUAUGAUCCAGUGAGGCAUUUCUCGACCUAUGGAGCAGCUGUAGCUCAGAACCGGAUCUACUCGACUCCCUUCUAUUCGCCACAGGAGAAUGUCGUGUUCAGUUCCAGCCGGGGGCCGUAUGACUAUGGAUCUAAUUCCUUUUACCAGGAGAAAGACAUGCUCUCAAACUGCAGACAAAACACCUUAGGACAUAACACACAGACCUCAAUGGCUCAGGAUUUUAGUUCUGAGCAGGGCAGGACUGCGCCCCAGGACCAGAAAGCCAGUAUCCAGAUUUACCCCUGGAUGCAGCGAAUGAAUUCGCACAGUGGGGUCGGUUACGGAGCAGACCGGAGGCGCGGCCGCCAGAUCUACUCCCGGUACCAGACCCUGGAACUGGAGAAGGAAUUUCACUUCAACCGCUACCUAACCCGGCGCCGGCGCAUCGAGAUCGCCAAUGCUCUGUGUCUGACCGAGCGACAGAUCAAAAUCUGGUUCCAGAACCGCCGGAUGAAGUGGAAAAAAGAAUCUAAUCUCACAUCCACGCUUUCGGGGGGCGGCGGAGGGGCAGCCGCCGACAGCCUGGGCGGGAAAGAGGAAAAGCGGGAGGACACAGAAGAGGAGAAGCAGAAAGAGUGACCAGGACCCUGCACCCCUCUCUCCUCCCUUGCUCCUCCUAGCUCCCCGAGUCACAUACUCUGUAUUUAUCACUGGCACAAUUGGUGUGUUGUGACUUCCUAAAAGAAAAUAGGGAGUCAGACGUGGACCUGCAAGUCAGCUCUGGACCCCCUCCCGCACUGCACAACUCUUCACAGGCCUCCUCCUCUAGCUCCCCUCGCUAGCUCCUUCUCGGCUUAUCUACAGGCCCCUUCCCUUGCCCAGGCCUUGGGGGACACUGUCCCUGAACCACGCUUCAGACUCUACUGACGUCCCUCCAAUUGAGCCCUAG
Messenger RNA from Microtus ochrogaster (prairie vole), 1027 nucleotides. It is a transcript of the gene Hoxc6, whose product is annotated as homeobox C6. Gene Ontology annotation, molecular function: RNA polymerase II cis-regulatory region sequence-specific DNA binding; DNA-binding transcription factor activity, RNA polymerase II-specific. The transcript is spliced from 2 exons. The record is from RefSeq and is a predicted model, not a curated record. Gene Ontology annotation, biological process: anterior/posterior pattern specification; regulation of transcription by RNA polymerase II. Lineage: Eukaryota; Metazoa; Chordata; Mammalia; Rodentia; Cricetidae. Bases 10 to 717 code for a protein of 235 amino acids. Gene Ontology annotation, cellular component: nucleus.